Molecule: messenger RNA, 1650 nt
Organism: Mangifera indica (mango)
Lineage: Eukaryota; Viridiplantae; Streptophyta; Magnoliopsida; Sapindales; Anacardiaceae
Product: protein GAMETE CELL DEFECTIVE 1, mitochondrial
Exons: 6
Coding region: 474-1379 (301 amino acids)
Source: RefSeq, a predicted model, not a curated record
UUCUGUUCUGUACAUAAAGAAAGGCAUCAGCCCCGGCUUGCGACCGCAAUUGUGAUUGCGAAAUUGGUAUCUCCUCUCCCGCUUGAGCGCAACCUACCACGGCCCCCGACCUUGGCACCUUGAACUCUCCGGCCUCACCGUCGUUGUUUCUGGCCGGAAAAGAAACAUAGCUCCGUCACCGUUGUUCUGGUUUCAGUCAUCAUCUUAGGCGUCAAUCCACUUGUCAUCCAACAAUUCCGUAGCCGUGCCGUCGUAGACUCGUCUCAGUCGUCGCUCAACUUGCCAGUGCCCACAAUGUGUUUGACAGAUUUCCUACUAAGUAAUAUUAAAAAUUUUGAUGCAUAGUCCGAGGACAACAGAUUAUCAUCUGAUACUAUGCUAACUACUGCCUGGGUUUAAGACAACCGUGGAGCUUGUUGCAUGUUGUUUGGCAUCUAAACAUCAACAACAUUUUGAUUAAACUGCAUUGAAAUAUGCAAAGACUUCAUUGCAUAGUAUUAACAUCAAUGACAAAGACAAAACCCUUUUUGAACCCAACCAAAUUUACCAGAACCCUCUCCUUCAAAACUCCCAAAAAUGGUGAUGAAGAGUGGAAUGAUGCAUGGGAAACAGCUUGGCUUCCGGAAGACCUAUCUCCAAAAAACAGAGCCCCCUGGGAAACAGAUGUCAACUUCAGCUCUAAUGAUUCCAACACCAACACCAUUGUUUUAGGCUCAGAUCUUGAUUCAGAGACCAAGGCCUUUGUAGAGGACAUGAAUGAGAACUGGGAUGAGAGGCAGAGCAGAACUAAACAAAAGGAGAGUAAAGCUGAUGGGAAUGGAAAUGAUAAACUUUACAGUUUGGAGAGUAUCAAGAAGGAUUACAGAUUGAAGAAACAGAGGAUUCAUGGUGGUUUGUGGUUGAAGGAGAUCGAGAAGCAAGAGGAGGCUAAGUUGGGUGGUGGUGCAGAUGACAUCGAUAGAUUGCUUGAUACCUGCUCUGAGAUUUUCGACACUGCCAAUGAUGAAUUAAAAAAUGAAAUGAUUUCAAACACUUCCGAGUUCAAAAACAAGUCUGAUGGUUGGGAAACAACCACGAAGGAACAUGAUGGAAAUGUAUGGGAGAUGUCACAAAGAGAAGAAGAUAUUCUCCUCCAAGAAUUUGACCGUCGAAUAGCAUUUUGCAAAUUUCAGAUAGCUAGUUUUAUUAAGACUCACAUAUUUAGUCGGAGGAGACCGAUAGAUGGGUGGAAAUACAUGAUAGAGGAGAUAGGGCCAAAUGCUAGGAAAGGAAAGGGUAGUGUUUCGAGGUUACCAAGCCUAUCCGAACCAUCAAUUCAACCAUUCAAGGAGGAGAAGAUGCCAAUUAACAACAGACUCACACCAUUGAGAGGAGGAUAGUUCAUUUCUUGCAUUUUCUCAGAUUUGUUAUUAUUAUAACUCUACUUUCCAUACAUUUAUAUAAACAUUGCUGUAGAUACAUUGAGCAAAAGCAUGAAAUCAGGCUUUUAUCUAUGUAUAAUGUAUGCCUAUGAGAAUUUGUAUACCUAAGAGUAAGACUCAAUAUGUAUGCGAAUUCUCUCAGAGAAUUUGUAUAACUACGAGUAAGACUCAACAUGUGUGUGAAUUCUCUCUGAAAGACCGGACUAUAAAGUGCAUAUCAUUUUCUCUA